AUGUCUGUUAAUUCAAUAUGGAGUUGUGGAUCAGGUGUUGGUAGUGGAUUGAGUAAGAACUCUGUGGUUCCAGGUGAAUCCGAUGUAUAUAAACAGGCAUUGGCAAACUUUGGAGAGAAGCCAAUCGUGCAAUCGGUAGCAUGCGCCACUGAGACAACUUACAUGGUGAUCGGCGGUGUUGUUAGUGCGUGUGGCGUUGGCAUGGUUGGUAGUCAGACUCGCUCCACAUACAACACUCCGACUCCGAUUGCACCACUGGACAAAUCGAAAGCUAAAUCGGUGGUAUGCAACACUCACCAGAGUAAGAAUUUCAUUUUCGUGUUGAUGGAGGACGGUUCUCUCUUUACCAUCGGUAAUUCCAAUGAUUUCCGUACGGGACUCGGAAGUGAAAUCGAUAUAAUGACACCGAGAUUCGUCGAUGGAUUCGAUUCACCGGUGCACCAAGUUGUGGUGGGAGUCUGCCAUUCCGUUGCGAUCACAGUGUCAGGUGGAAUCUACUUUUGGGGACGUCCUUUCGGCUACCGUGGUGAGCUCUUUACCACACCGACACGUUUUCCAAAGUAUGAAAAGAUUCUCAAUUCUCAAACGAAACUUAAACAGAUAGUUGCCGGAGAUUCAUUCACAUUGUUUCUCACCGAUGACGGUCAACUCUAUGGAGUGGGUGACCAGGAGGUAGCACACUGUUUGGAUUCCACACGUGAUUUGGAGACUGAUCAACCUGUACUUCUUGAAUUCAAAGACAAUGGUCAAGUAUCACAGGUGACUUGUGGUGAUUCACACGUAGUCAUUCUCACCGACGAUGGAAGAGUAUUAUCAUGGGGACUCAACAAGAAUGGUGCACUCGGUAUCAACAUGGUUACCUACGAUCACGCUCAAUUGAAACCAAUGUUUAUAGAUGCACUGCCAAAAUCUAUCUAUAUUCACAGUUCCUACUAUUCUAAUUUUGUAAUCACAGAAUCAGGUGAUGUUUUUUCAUGGGGAUACAAUGUAAAAGGUAGUUUGGGUACAAAUCAUACAAGAAAUUUAAUUACUCCAGAAAAAGUUGUUGGAUUGCCAACUGCAGUGGAAGCAGAUAUUAGAAUCAGUGCAUUUGCAACAUGUGAAAGUUACACAUUGUUUUUAAUGACAAGCAAUCUAAAUGGUCAGAUUCCAGAGAUUGUUGGAAAAGUUGAUUUGAAAGAAUAUCAAGGAAAACAGCUUCCAAGAUAUCCAGAUAUUCCAGAGUGGAUGGCCAAUCCAGAUAUCACAGAUCCAAAAGUCUUGAGUACAGGUUCAAUUUUCGGUACUGGAAAUGAAGUGGAUCACUCAAUGGUUAUCUUUAGAAACACAAAGAACUUGGACGACAAGGGAAAACCAAUUAGUGUUGCAGUUGGAAGUAAAUGUUCAUAUGCCGUCUACGAAGAUGGUGCAAUGUACGCCUGGGGAAAUGGAUAUGCUCUGGGUCAAGGAACAGAAACAAUAUGCAAAGAACCAUCGAGACUAUGGGAUUUGGACAUGGUCAAGGUUGUUCAGUGUGUCGCUUGUAUCGAUGACGUAGCUUUUGCAAUAACAGAUCGUGGUUCUGUCUACGGUUGGGGAAAAGCAAUCAAUUAUAUUCAAGGAACCGGACAGGAAGCUGAUUCGGUACAUCCAAGAAUGUUGGAGGGAUUCCAGACUGGAAUAAAGAAGCUGGCAGUCAGUGGAACACAUUGCUUGGCAUUGGACAAGAACGGUGCAAUCUAUGCUUGGGGUAUGGGAAAGGCACUUGGCAAUAGAAAUAGAUCUUCCACUGAGAAAGGUCCAAAGAAAAUACAAGAUCAAACAUUUUUGGCGAUCGAUAUUGCAGCCGGUAGAAAUUUCUCGAUGAUGCUGACAGAUUCCGGUCAUAUUCUCUCGUGGGGAGAAGGUCUGCAAGGUCAACUUGGACAUGGAAGUAACAAAUUUGCAAGUCUUCCAACUUUGAUUCGUGACAUUCCAGAUAAAUUCGUAUCGAUUGCAGCUGGUCCAGACUAUGCAGCAGGUGUCACUUUGGAGGGAGAUGUCUAUAUGUGGGGAUCGAAGGAGAGUGAGUUAUUGGACUUUAUCAACCCAUCGAAUACUGCUGAUUUCUAUGAUAGACCACAGAAAGUUCCAAGAUUCGGAACGAUAUCGACAUUGGAGUGCACUUCUUUCAAUUGUUUCGCAAUAAGUGAUAAAGGAUCUCUGUUUGCCUGGGGUAAUCCACAUAUUGGAAUUGGAACAGGUAUGAAGAUAAAGUCACCAUCACGUAUUGAAAGUGUUCAAGGUGCUAUUGUUCAGCAGGUAGCAGCCUCCGACUGGCAAUGUCUAUGUUUGGUCAGUCCAACCAGUACACCAGUAAAGAAAGCACCGGGAAUGGAGAUUGUAUUGAAAGAAGCAGCCACUAUUAUUUCACCACCAUCCACUCCACUUUCGAUGUUAUCAAGCGAACUUGUUGGAACUAAAAUAGCUGGUGCUGAGGAAGGUGAUUCCGUUGAAGAUAUCACUCAACAUGAAGAUUACAUCAAAACUUUGACUGAUGAAGUGAAAUUCUGGAAACAAAUCGAUCAAGAUAUGGAUAUUUCAGUUUGGUGUGGAAAAAUAGCAGAGGUCAAAGAGUUUUUGAAUCGUCCAGACUCUUAUCACUAUCCACCAAAUAUCACGCAAUCGAUUACUCACUCUCAGAAGGUUAUUCCAGCCGGUGAACGUGUUAUCAAGGGUUGGAUUAUGUAUAGCAUCAACUUCAAAGACUAUGAGAGUGAUCGUAUUGUCCUCAUUACAACAGAAGCAAUUCAUCGUUUGAAAUAUGACUGGAAAACCCUCAGUGUCAUCCACGACAAGGUCUUCCCACUCAAGGAUAUCUACAAGGUAAAGGUAGGUAGAUUCACCAAUUGGAAUAGAACGGUUUCGAGUUCACUACGAUCCAAAGUCUAUGAGAAACAAGUUGGUAUUCAAAUUUGGUUCCAAAAUCCAUCCACUUGGAAACCACCUUCAUUCAUCCAGCCAUUCAAAAAGAAUACCAAAGUACCGUAUAUCACUUUGAGACCGGCAGUCAACAUUGAAGGUAGCUCAGCAGAUGACCAAGAGUUGAUUUGUGCAGAGUUUGGAAGUGCUCUUCAAUGUGCUAUUCAUGCCAAACGUAAUGGAAACAAACCUAUUACUUUGCUACACAAAUUCUCAAGAGAUAGUCCAUCAAAGAAUAACGAACUACCACCAUUCCCAGUUCGUAAAGUAGAGGCUCUCCAAAGAUUUUCAGGCAAUGGUUUGCUGUCUUUUGCUCACAACAAAUUUAUUGCCAAAACACAUACCGGCUUCGUUGACCCCUCAACCACCACAACAACAAACAAUGCAAAAUAA
This is a messenger RNA of Heterostelium album PN500, 3333 nucleotides long. RefSeq lists its product as uncharacterized. The transcript has 2 exons. NCBI's taxonomy places the organism in Eukaryota, Evosea, Eumycetozoa, Acytosteliales, Acytosteliaceae. The record is from RefSeq and is a predicted model, not a curated record. The coding region runs from base 1 to 3333 and encodes 1110 amino acids.